CGAAAUGGGAGUUGUUUUGAUCCGGAGCUGGCACGUGCAUUUCGAGCCGCGAACGCGUUUUUUGUAAAACCGAUGUUUGUAGAACAAAAUCAUGUUGAAAACACAGAAAAAACUAACAGCAAAACCCGUGGCUGCACGGGAAGAAAGCGACAGUGAAUCGGCAGCAGAAAGUAGUGAUGCAGGCGAGGAGUUUAUGUCGGACGAAGAGUUCCCUAUGUCCGAAGACGAUAGCGAUGCGGAAAACGACGAGUCCGGAGAGGGCGAGGGUGAGGGUGAGGAAGGACAAACACAGGAAGCCACGAAAUGGGCGAAAACGAUGGCCAAAUUUCUACGGAAAUCUACGGACGGAAAGAUCCUCUCGAAAGCCGUUACCGAUGCGCAGAAGGAACGCAAAAAGACCGAGUCCAAAACGUACCAAUUCGAAGUGGUCAACGCAGACGGCAAGAUAAAGAAGGAAUCGGUGGCGGCAGCGUCGGCGGGUGGCAUAAAGGAAGAGGAAAAACCGGAUGGCAUGAAACUUGCUCGGGAACUGCUCCAACAGAAAGCCAUGCUCAAACGCGAACGCCAAAAGGACAUCCUUGGACUGCGAGUACGCCCUUCCAUCCACGAUUACGACCGUGAGCGAACCCUGCGAAAGGUGGCCACCAAGGGUACGGUACAGCUGUUCAACGCCGUCCGCAAGCAGCAAAAGGAAGUGAGCGAAAAGUUAGAUGAAGCGGGUAAGCUGGAGUACAAGCGGGAGAAGGUGCUGAAGAGUUUGAACAAAAAGGAGUUCCUCAACGCACUGAUGAACGGACCGAGGGCCAAAUCGGAGCUGGUGGACAAUUUGGUGAAGAAAGAGGAAGAUGGCGAUGUCAAGUCAGAGAUCGAUUCGGACGAAGAGCCUAAGUCCACUUGGGGCGCACUGCGAGCUGACUUCCUUACGGGCAAGAAAUCAGGCUGGGACAAAGAGGACGGAGAGGAUGAAUCCCGAGGUGCCGAUGGACUGGACGAUGGUAUGGAGACGGAUUCCGAUUGAUAGGAAAUAUAUUGCUACGGUAAUC
Anopheles aquasalis is the source of this 1043-nucleotide messenger RNA. RefSeq names its product RRP15-like protein. Gene Ontology annotation, biological process: maturation of LSU-rRNA; maturation of 5.8S rRNA. The record is from RefSeq and is a predicted model, not a curated record. Lineage: Eukaryota; Metazoa; Arthropoda; Insecta; Diptera; Culicidae. Gene Ontology annotation, cellular component: preribosome, large subunit precursor.